Parastagonospora nodorum SN15 is the source of this 1008-nucleotide messenger RNA. RefSeq lists its product as hypothetical. Lineage: Eukaryota; Fungi; Ascomycota; Dothideomycetes; Pleosporales; Phaeosphaeriaceae. Bases 1 to 1008 code for a protein of 335 amino acids. The record is from RefSeq and is a predicted model, not a curated record. The transcript is spliced from 2 exons.
AUGUCGACCCAGCAGUCCCCAAACGACGCCGGGCAAUCACCAAGCUCCAGCAAGACCGAAGAGAACAUAGCGGGAAAUCCUGAAAGAAACAGGACCCUAUUCCCACGUGUGUCGCCAGCGCCUUAUGACCACGAGGCUGAUGCGGCUGCGGUUGCGCAGAUGCUCGCCAAUCGGCCUUCGUUUCAGCCAGAACCUGAUCGCUCGAAAGACACUCCCACUGCGUUGUUCUCUGAUCGCCAGCGCUGGGACCCUAGGAGAACGAUUCGGCAUAACGAUCCCCCCAUGAUUGAUGACUUUGCGUACCGACUUAGUGAAGCCGCUGCCCGCGCCGCCAACAAAGGCGCAUCAGUGCGGCGCGCAGGCUGGCGAAACGAUCUGGACAAGCCGGCGGGCAGCGCAUUCUUGAAACCCUUUUCCGAGCUUCCUGUGAAAACCCAGGAGAGUAUCAAGGCCCGUAGAGAUGAUAUGACGGACGGGGAGGGAGAGGAGCCGCCUCUCACUAUGGUCAAUAGAGAGACCAGCGUUGGAGAGGACGACGGUCGUAUUGUACCGGGACGUGAUGCGCCUAUGCUACAGACCACUGGCACCCAUGAGUCCACGAACGAGCAUGCCGAAUUUCAUGCACCCCCAUACCCUAAGCGCGCAAUGCGCUUCCCGCACCAUGGCGACAGACUUCCGGCAAGAUUCGCCCGUAUCCCUCCUCCCGGACCCUUUGACAAGCUUCAUGGCAGCACGGAAGUCAACGUUCCACUGCCCGUUCACAUGUCUGCUCAAGAGGUCUGCGAACUCGUCAAUCAGAAGGUGGAUAGUCUGCGUGUGGACAUGAACAACCGGUUCAAUCGUGAGCGUGAGCUUACCGACCUGCGUAUCGCGGAGAUUAAGCAGGAUGAUAGCAAGGCCAUGGGGUUGGAGAUUAAGUUAAAGAUGAGCGAGGACGAGAAGGAGGAGUAUAAGAAGGAGAUUUGGAGGUUGCAGGAGAGGAUCGGACAGUUGGAGGGGAAGGAGUAG